AUGGAGUCCUUGGCAACACUAGUUGCUGCUGCUUUCUUCUUCUUAUCGGCCGCGGUGUUCCUGCGACGCAGGAUUAUCAUGUUCUGUGCCGGCCGUGCAUCGGCGCCGGCGCCAGUAAUCCCGCAGCAGCGGCUAAUAACGAUCAGCGAUGCCACUAUCACCCAGCGCGCGCUGGUCGACAAUGCCGACGUCUUCUCGAACCGUCCUUCCGCGCUCUUCGGCAAACGUCUGGUGACUGGCUACCGGCGGCGACGGAGUGACAACAUAAUCUCCGCUCCCCAUGGCCGGUUCUGGCGUGCUCUGCGGUGCAACCUCUCCUCCCAAGUCAUCCACGCCACGCGCAUCGCUUCAUUUGGCCCGCUGCGACGUGCAGCAGUUGACACCGUCGUCACUGACCUGCGGCAGUCAGCAGCCAAGGGCAAGGUGGUGAUCAUGGUCCGUGACUGCCUCUACGCCGCCGUGUUCUCCAUGGUUGCACGCUUGUGCUUCGGCGCUGUGGACGAGGUUCAGGUACGUGCCAUGCAGCGUGUCAUCCAGGGCUUCGUGCAGGCCGUCGGGGAAACCUUGUCUUCCAACAAGCAGCCUGAGCUUGGGAAGCUAGUUCGCUGGUCCUGGUCGGGCAGGGAUUACGUCUCCUUCCGCCAACGGCAGGCCGAGCUUUUCCUCCCUCUCAUCGAGGCACGGCGGCAUUCGUCUCCAAACUGCAACGAGGAUGGGGAAGUACGUUCGUACAUAGAUUCCCUCCUCGAUCUCCGCGUCCCCAACGUCGAGUUCGACGACCAGCUCGACGACGACGAGGACAUGAUCCGGCGACCGCUCACGGACGACCAGUUGGUGAGCCUUGUGUCGGAGUUCCUUGGUGCUGGCACGGAGACUGUGGUGGCCAGCAUCGAGUGGACACUGGCUCACCUCGUGACCAAACCGCAGAUCCAGAACAAACUACGCCGCGAGGUCAUCGCCAACUGCGACGGCAAGUGUCCGUCUCCGUCCGAGGAGAGAGACAUACAGAUGUUUCACCGCAGCGUGAUGCCGUACUUGCACGCCGUGGUGCUGGAGAGCCUCCGCAUGCACCCGGCGGUGCCAUUCGCCAUACGCGAGGUCCGCACCGAGGCCGGGGUGGUGAUUGGCCGGACGACCAUGCCGGACGGCGGCCUGCGGGUGCACUUUUCGUUGGGGGCCAUUGGAAGGGACUCCAAGACAUGGCCCGAUCCCGACGAGUUCCGUCCAGAACGGUUCCUUGCCGGAGGCGAGGAGGAGGACGUUGGACCGUUGCCGGGGCCCAAGGAGAUAAAGAUGAUGCCGUUCGGCGCGGGGCCGAGGUACUGCCCGGGCAUGGGUCUGGCGAUGCUAAACGUCAAGUGCUUCAUGGCAGCGCUGGUGCGCGACUUCGAGUGGGCCGACGAAAGCAGCGUCGACCUCACGGAGCUCGACGGGUUCUUCAAAGUGAUGAAGAAGCCACUUCGUGCCCAUGUCACGCCACGAGCUUCUUUCCUGAAGCACUGA
Messenger RNA from Lolium rigidum, 1503 nucleotides. Its product is annotated as cytochrome P450 89A2-like. The transcript has 3 exons. NCBI's taxonomy places the organism in Eukaryota, Viridiplantae, Streptophyta, Magnoliopsida, Poales, Poaceae. Gene Ontology annotation, molecular function: iron ion binding; oxidoreductase activity, acting on paired donors, with incorporation or reduction of molecular oxygen, NAD(P)H as one donor, and incorporation of one atom of oxygen; heme binding. Gene Ontology annotation, cellular component: membrane. The record is from RefSeq and is a predicted model, not a curated record. The coding region runs from base 1 to 1503 and encodes 500 amino acids.